AUGUCUAUGGAUCUCGAUGGCGGUGUCCCCAUGACGGGGAUGCAGGAUCAGCCUAUCGCUGCGACUAUUCUUUGCUGCAACUGUGGUGCUCCCAUCGAUGGAACCACCUCUGCUGGAGCACUGUGCCAGGACUGUGUGAGACUCACCGUCGACGUUUCUCAAGGCAUUCAGCGAGAAGCCGUUCUUCAUACCUGCAAAGACUGCGAGCGAUGGUUGCUCCCACCUCAGAGCUGGGUUGUUGCAAAUCCCGAAUCGAAGGAACUCUUAGCUAUCUGUCUGCGCCGCUUGCGUGGCUUGACAAAGGUCCGCAUCAUCGACGCCAGUUUCAUCUGGACUGAACCCCACUCUCGCCGUGUUAAGGUGAAGAUCACGAUCCAGCAGGAAGCGUUCCAAGGCACAAUCAUUCAGCAAACUUUCGAGGUUGAAUACGUCGUUGCAUCACAGCAAUGUCCUGACUGUCAGAAGAGUUUCACACCCAACACCUGGAGAGCUUCAGUGCAAGUGCGACAGAAAGUGCCGCACAAGCGAACAUUCCUUUUCCUUGAGCAGUUGAUGUUGAAAAACAACAUCCACAAAGAUACCGUGAACAUUAAGGAAGUGAAGGACGGCCUGGACUUCUACUUUGCUCAGCGCAAUCACGCAGAGAAGAUGUUGGACUUUUUGACGUCAAAUGUUCCUUGCAAGACGAAGAAGUCGCAGGAACUGAUAUCCAUGGAUAUCCACACUUCUACCAAGUCCUACAAGUUCUCUUACUCAGUUGAGCUGAUCCCCAUCUGUAAGGAUGAUAUGGUCGCUCUCCCAAUCAAACUGGCCCGCCAAUUGGGUAACAUUUCGCCCUUGACCCUCUGCCACCGUGUUGGUACUGCCGUCAACCUUAUCGACCCCUCAACUCUUCGCACCACCGACGUUCCCACUGGCACCUACUUCCGCUCGCCAUUUAAGAAUCUUGCCGAUGUGACAGAGCUGAAGGAGUAUAUUAUCAUGGACAUUGAACUCACCGGCGAGACUAAUGGCCGGUACCAUCUGGCCGAAGCCUACGUCGCUAAGGUCUCGGAUAUGGCACACAAUAACAAGACAUACUUCGUCCGGACACAUCUCGGUGGUGUUCUCCAUGUUGGAGAUUCAGCACUAGGAUACCAUCUGGCCGGUACCCAGUUCAAUGACGACAACUACGAGGCCAUUGAGGCGAACAACCAGUACAGCUCGACCAUCCCCGAUGUGAUGCUCGUCAAGAAGUUCUACCCCCGCAAGAAGAAGCCCAAGAACCGUGCCUGGCGUCUUAAGCGUAUGGCUCGCGAGUACGAGGCCGAGGCUGAAGCCGGUGGUGCUGCGCCUACUUCUCGCAAACAAGAGCAAGAGCAGAGCCGCAUGGAAGCCGACUUUGAGAUGUUCUUGCGUGACGUUGAAGAGGAUCAAGAGCUACGACAAACCCUGGACCUCUACAAGGUCCACAAUCGUUCUGCCCCCGUGGAGGAUCAUGAUAUGGAUGAGGACCUUGAUGGCGAGAGUGAUGAUGGUGUGCCGGAGAUUAACGUGGAUGAUCUACUUGACGAUUUCGAUGAGUUGACCAUGGCUGAUGACUGA
Molecule: messenger RNA, 1584 nt
Organism: Penicillium taxi
Lineage: Eukaryota; Fungi; Ascomycota; Eurotiomycetes; Eurotiales; Aspergillaceae
Product: ribosome-binding protein NMD3
Exons: 2
Coding region: 1-1584 (527 amino acids)
Biological process (GO): ribosomal large subunit export from nucleus
Cellular component (GO): cytoplasm; nucleus
Molecular function (GO): ribosomal large subunit binding
Source: RefSeq, a predicted model, not a curated record